UAAACCCCACGCCCCCCCCACUCACAAACCAUAUUCAGCUCUCGCCCAAUUCACUAUUCUCUCUAGAAACUUCUUACCAUUCUCUUUACUUUUUCCCCAAGCCAAUGGCCAAGAUCAAGAUCGGAAUCAACGGAUUCGGAAGAAUCGGAAGGUUGGUCGCUAGAGUUGCUUUACAGAGAGACGAUGUGGAACUCGUUGCCAUUAACGAUCCAUUCAUCACAACUGAUUACAUGACCUACAUGUUCAAGUACGACAGUGUUCAUGGUCACUGGAAACAUAGCGACGUGAAGGUGAAGGACUCUAAGACCCUUCUUUUUGGUGACAAAGCCGUCUCCGUUUUUGGCGUUAAAAAUCCGGAGGAGAUCCCAUGGGGUCAGGCCGGAGCGGAAUACAUUGUAGAGUCCACUGGUGUUUUCACCGACAAAGAGAAAGCUGCUGCUCAUUUAAAGGGUGGUGCUAAGAAGGUUAUCAUCUCUGCCCCCAGCAAGGAUGCCCCCAUGUUUGUUGUAGGAGUCAAUGAGAAGGAAUACAAGCCAGAACUUAACAUUAUUUCCAAUGCUAGCUGCACCACCAACUGCCUUGCUCCUCUUGCUAAGGUUAUCAAUGACAGAUUUGGCAUUGUUGAGGGUUUGAUGACCACUGUUCACUCAAUCACUGCCACACAAAAAACUGUUGAUGGGCCAUCAAGCAAAGACUGGAGAGGUGGAAGAGCUGCUUCAUUUAACAUCAUUCCUAGCAGCACUGGAGCUGCCAAGGCCGUUGGCAAAGUCCUCCCUGCAUUGAAUGGAAAAUUGACCGGAAUGUCUUUCCGUGUUCCUACCGUCGAUGUCUCUGUUGUCGAUCUUACAGUGAGGUUGGAAAAGAAGGCCUCUUAUGAGGAUAUUAAGGCAGCCAUCAAGGAAGAGGCUGAGGGAAAAUUGAAGGGAGUUUUGGGCUACACUGAAGAUGAUGUCGUGUCCUCUGACUUCGUUGGUGACUCCAGGUCAAGCAUCUUCGAUGCUAAGGCCGGGAUUGCACUGAACGACAACUUUGUUAAGCUUGUCUCGUGGUACGACAACGAAGUAGGAUACAGUACUCGUGUCGUUGACUUGAUUGUCCAUAUCGCUGGUGUCCAGUAAGAAGGGUUUUAGCUUCCAUGGUUUGUUCUUGUUCCAGUACUACAGAGGCUCAGCUAUGAGCGACAAAAAGUUGAAUAAAACAGAGUUUUCAAGCCGCCGGCUAUUUCUUUCAAGUUCUUAAGUUGUAUUGUCUUGUCUUGUCCUUUUUUGUUGAGACGAUUGAGUGGAUUUCCACCCACUAGUAUGCUUAUUUGUAAUGCUUUUGAGUAGCAAAAACUCCAACUCGAAAUAGAUUUUUGGUUUUUCCAACCUUCCAUC
Molecule: messenger RNA, 1376 nt
Organism: Cucurbita moschata (crookneck pumpkin)
Lineage: Eukaryota; Viridiplantae; Streptophyta; Magnoliopsida; Cucurbitales; Cucurbitaceae
Product: glyceraldehyde-3-phosphate dehydrogenase, cytosolic-like
Exons: 12
Coding region: 105-1118 (337 amino acids)
Biological process (GO): glucose metabolic process
Molecular function (GO): oxidoreductase activity, acting on the aldehyde or oxo group of donors, NAD or NADP as acceptor; NADP binding; NAD binding
Source: RefSeq, a predicted model, not a curated record